GAACUCAUCACUCCACUACAUCAGUCACAAUUAACCAUCAAUGGUAAUUAGCAAAUUUCCGUCGGGCUAGAUCGUUCGCAUCUUACGAUUGGAUGUCGGAUGUAGAUUUGCAAGAACGAUUGGCACGACAUCGUGGUUUCGCAAUCAAAGCUCGUGAAGUGCUGUUAGAACCACCAGCCCCAUUUGCAGUUGUGAGCGAAAGCACUGGAAGUUUAUCGAAUGAAUCCAGUGGUCCAAAGUCACCUCAUCGUGGAUUUACAGCAAAAGCACGUGAAAUGCUUGUGGAAAGGCAAGCACAUGAUAGUCAUCAUGGCUCAAAAUCUUUCCGUGAAGCAAUACGAGCAGAUUUCGAUAUAUGUCACAAGCAACAAUCAUAUUCAAAACAUGCGACUUUGAAUGAACCGCCUGCGCAACAAGCAAACAUCGAUGCCUUUAUGCGUAACGGAAAGAAGGAGAUUUUGAUUCCACACUCUAAGUUAUCAAGAAUAAAAGCUCAUAAAUUGCUCGGUGAAAUUGGGAAAACACGAUCAGCUAACGAAAUUUUCUACGAUAAAUGUAUGAAACGAGUACGAAAUCCAUUAUUACGUUAUGAUUUGCAGGUUGUAAGUCCGUCGCAUGGAAGCCUCUCAACGAAAUGUUCAGAUCCACCACGAAGCAAUGCUUCUGAAGAAAUUAAAAUGAUGAGCUGUGUGACUUUUGAAAAGCUUCAAACAGAUGUCAAGGACAAAGAAGAAAAUACCGAAUGUCCGAAGUAAAAAACCAGUAAUGAUGGUACACAGCUGUUCGAAUUUUGGCCAAAUGUACAUCCCGGAGUUUGAAAAUUACUUUGCUUACUUUCAAUCAUGUGUCUGGUAAUUUCGAAAUCCAGUUAUUUUGUAUGAACUUAAAUUUUGAUAGGCAAAGGCUAUUACCC
Loa loa (African eye worm) is the source of this 913-nucleotide messenger RNA. RefSeq lists its product as hypothetical. The transcript has 7 exons. The coding region runs from base 93 to 755 and encodes 220 amino acids. The record is from RefSeq and is a predicted model, not a curated record. NCBI's taxonomy places the organism in Eukaryota, Metazoa, Nematoda, Chromadorea, Rhabditida, Onchocercidae.